Messenger RNA from Lodderomyces elongisporus, 4074 nucleotides. RefSeq lists its product as uncharacterized. The transcript has a single exon. Gene Ontology annotation, molecular function: protein serine/threonine kinase activity; ATP binding. Bases 1 to 4074 code for a protein of 1357 amino acids. Gene Ontology annotation, biological process: peptidyl-serine phosphorylation; regulation of mRNA processing; spliceosomal complex assembly. NCBI's taxonomy places the organism in Eukaryota, Fungi, Ascomycota, Pichiomycetes, Serinales, Debaryomycetaceae. The record is from RefSeq and is a predicted model, not a curated record.
AUGUUGUUAGUCGAGAGAAUCAACAGUAAUAGCACAAGCACAAGCACCGGCACCGGCACAAGCACCACCAAUAACAACAGCAACAAUAAAGACAAAGAUCCAUCUACAUCUACAGCUACAACAGGUACAACCUCAUUGGUGGAACGCAACCAAUUACCUGGCACCAUGCCAUCAACUUUGCAACAGAAUAGCUAUAGCCAUGGCCAAGAACCAUCAAGCUUAUCUAGGAGAGGCUCAACAUUCAAUUCAAGAGUAAAUAGCACAUCCUCAUUUACUCCCAACAGUAAUAAUAGCACCAGCAACAAUGAUGAUACAAUAAUCACUACAGCUGCUAUAAGUGGAUCUCUAGACACUGAAAAGAAACUGAGAUUCAACUUACAAGGCUUAUUUAAGAAACUACCUGUACUUAAUACAACAUCGGCAAAUACAUCAACCAUCACAGUAAAUUCAUCAUCACCACCACCACCACCACAACAACAACAACAACUUCAACAGCAACAACAACCUCAACAGCAACAACAACAACAACCUCAACAGCAAACCUCUUCAUCAUCAUCAUCAUCAUUACCAUUAUCCUUCCAACCACCUCAUACUACAAACAACACUAUUAAUGAUACCACAAGCUUCACCCCAAUAUCUACCCCGACUUUCACACAAACACCACCAAGUUUCAUAAGACACAAUUCUUUCCCCCGACAAGUACCCAGAUCAACAAAUAUCAUCAGCGACAUCAACCCAAUAACCAUCAUCCACAGCGUAGAUGAGGAAGAUGAAAGCUUGAUCCACGAUAUAGACGAAGAAGACGAGGACGAAUGUUCACUUGCAGAAGAUCAUAACCAACAACAGCAGCAGCAGCAACAGCAAUCACAUCUGCUUAGUUCAAUAGAUCCAUAUUCCCUCUCCGCAAAUAAUAGUCUUCAGCCAAUCGAUAAAGCCAACUUAUUCAGCGGACAACCAAGUUACUUUUCAAGUCAUUACACUACAAUGGUAAAUAACCAGGAAGUAUACACUUCAUUCACUUCCGAUUGCAUAUCUUUGCAAAAUAGUGAAAUGAGCACCGCAAUUACCGAAUUGGAUUCUGACACCAUGAUUAUUAAUAACAGUAACAGUAACAAUGACAAUGACAACAUGAACAGCUAUAAUAAGCAAAUCAAUAACAUUGGUAACGGUAGCAUCAGUUCUCAAGAGGCACCAAUAAAGGAACGCAAGUUGAGUAAUACUAGCUCUUUAUCACUUUCAUUUCCAUCCAUCAAGCGCACCAUAUCCUUAAAGUCAAAGAAACUGCAACUGCUGCGACAACAACAACAACAGCAACAACAGCAACAACUGCUGCUGUUGAAUAAUGACGAGUUACUGAUUCCUACAUCAACUCUCCCAAAAGCCAAUUCAGCGAAAACCACAGCUAGUGUAACAACUGCAAGACCUAAUGCGCCAAAGAGGAAUCUAAAAAGUUUACUUCGAAUUGGCUCGUUUUCGGGUAAUAACAACAUUCAAUCGACAAACCCACACAAGGAGAAUCCAGCACUAGCACCAGCACCAGCACCAUCAACAAUUACCGCAACUACUCCAACAGCAUCAACAGCAGCAGUUGUUGAAGGUCUUCCAGAGGAUGACGAUAUCUUUGCCCAGCCUGAUGAUUACGAAGACCUUUCAGAAACAGAAUCUGAACUCAAUUACGAUCCAAAACAAGAAGAAAGCUCUCACGAUUACAGAGUUGGUGGGUACCACCCAGUUUGUCGCGGUGAUAUUUACUACAGCAAACAGUUGGCCAAUAGAGAAUAUGUAAUUGUACGCAAACUCGGAUGGGGUCAUUUUUCCACUGUUUGGCUUGCCAAGUCUAGAAUCACUUCAUCAGUAGAUCCAACACUAAAUGAGAAUAAUGACAAUAGCGGUUCUAUUGACAAAAACGAGUAUUAUGUUGCUAUCAAAUUUGUCAAAUCAAACAGGAACUACAAAGAAGCAGCCAAGGAUGAGAUUGAAAUUCUCCAUACUCUAAGCGACCCUUUGAAAUACGCAACUCACUUAUCUUCUAAGCAAUUGCAAUAUUUCCAAACCUGUAAACCAAAACAACACCAAGGUUAUAAACACAUGAUGAGACUCCUCGAUGAUUUUGAAAUUGCAGGUCCACAUGGAAACCACAUCUGUAUGGUAUUUGAGAUUCUUGGUGAAAAUGUCCUUAAUCUCAUCUACAAGUAUAAGAAAUUUUACAGAAAUGUGAAUCAAGAGUUGAAAAAGAAACAGGAGAGCGUGGGAGAAGAGCAGACACAAUUAUCACCUACUCUGCAAUUGCAAUUGCAAUCGCAGCAGCAACAACAGCAACAACAAUCAUCAACACCUAUACAAGUACCUACACUGCCACAACAGAAUAUAAAAUUUAACAAGUGGGAUGCUAAGUAUUUGACAAAGAAGAAAAACACGAAAUCUAAACUCAGUCUAGGAUUAACCAAAAAGGCAGAAUCAUUGGAAAGUAAUCAUACUAGUACCCCACCAUAUCCGCUCUCUUCAUCAUCAGCAGCAUCAUCAACCACAUCAUCCAACAACUCUGGCUCUGGCUCCGGCUCAGCUGCAGGUGAUCAUCUCAUGGAAUCAUUGGUUGAACUAGAGUCAACGACGACGAUUGGAUCAUGGGAAGAUUCAAUUGACAAACGAAUAAAACAAAUGAAGCCGAGCUCGUUAGUCAAGAUUAUCGAAACAUCGAAAAGCCGUGGCGGUAUUCCAUUGCAUUUAGUCAAAAAAAUUGUCAAGCAAAUGCUCUUGGCUUUGGACUACAUGCAUCACUGUGGUGUUAUACAUACCGAUUUAAAACCAGAAAAUAUCCUCAUUGAUAUCGAAGAUAUAAACAAGGUUGUCAAGUCGCUUGAGGAGGAGAAACAACAAAAAAUCCGUGCUAAUUCAAUGAGCAGAACAGCAUCUUUGAUGAAGAGGAACAACUCACAUGUGACAAGGCCAUCGAUAUUGAAGCGCAAUUCAACAUCGGCAACUAUUCAACAACAACAACAUCAUCAACUGCAGCAGCAGCAGCAACCACCACCACCACAACAACAACAACAACCGCAACAACUGCAACAACAAAAGCAUCGUCGUGCAUCAUCUUCAGCAUCAUCGUCCUUAAUAUCUUCAUCGCAAACCAGCAAUAAUGGAUUUUAUUAUAGAAGACUGAAAAAUUCUAUAGCAGGAAAAUACGACUCACCAAUCCGCUGUUCAAAACCAUUGCUUUCAUCGUCAGUUUCACAAGAAGUUUUUUUCAAAGAUGUGGACUUUGACAAGUGUAAGAAAGCUUCGGUUUCUAGAUCCAUAAUCAGUCCCAGAUUUACCUCGCUUCUUUGGGAUAGCAAAAAAGAAGAUAAGAAUAACACUAAUACCGGUAAUGACCAUUCACUUGAUAAUGAAUUGAAUAUAAAAAUUGCGGAUCUUGGAAAUGCAACGUAUACAAACCAACAUUUCACAAACCAGAUCCAAACACGCCAAUAUAGAUCUCCCGAGAUUAUUCUUAAAUACAAGUCGUGGGGUAGUUCAACAGAUAUUUGGUCUUUGGGUUGUAUUAUAUUUGAACUAAUUACUGGUGAUUUCUUAUUUGAUCCACAUGAAGGGGAUGGGAAGAAUAUGUUUGAUAAAGAUGAAGACCAUUUGGCCCAAAUUGUCGAAUUGUUGGGCCAUUUUCCCGAUGACGAGUACCUAGUUGAUUGUAAACUUACCGGUAAGUUUUUCAAACUUGCACCAGGAUAUGAAUCAACGAGCCCAACAAACUCAGCCGAGUCGUUUAACUCUGCAUCACAGUCGAAAGUGAUUUUCAAGAAUAUUGAUAAUCUCAAGAUAUGGAAAUUGCAGGAUGUGCUAAUUGAGAAGUACAAAUUUGAUAGAGAUGAUCCCGAUGUGAAACUCGUUUGCGAUUUGAUUCUCAAGUGCUUGAAGUUCAAUUUGGAUGAAAGAUUCGAUGCGCAUAGUUUGUUGAAACAUCCGUGGUUUAACGAGAAAGCAGGAGCUGAUUCCAAUACCGCUGCUGUUGAUGAGACGGUUUUGCAAAGUAUGAAAAACGAACAUGAUGAUUUACCAGGUUACACUUGCGAGGAAUAA